This is a messenger RNA of Calliphora vicina (urban bluebottle blowfly), 1183 nucleotides long. RefSeq lists its product as uncharacterized. The coding region runs from base 157 to 834 and encodes 225 amino acids. Lineage: Eukaryota; Metazoa; Arthropoda; Insecta; Diptera; Calliphoridae. The transcript has 2 exons. The record is from RefSeq and is a predicted model, not a curated record.
UAUUAAAACAAAAAACAUAAAAAAACAAAAACGAACCACGAAAAAAGUUGAAAAAUUGUAUAAUUUAAUAAAAUUCAACAAUUUAUUUAAACUAUACAACAAUUAAAUGGUAAAAAUUAUAAAUACAACAAUAAAAUUACAGCUGAAAGCAAAAAAAUGCUGCUGCUCUCAAUUUCCCAGACCAAAAAAUUAAACUGCGUGCUUCUGUUAAUUCUGGCAUUUACGCUUAUUGGAAACGUAAGAACAAUAGAAACAAAUGAAACGUCAAAGAUUGAGGCGGUGAAUAAAAUACCGGCAGUUGUAACCGAACAAAAAAGCGUUAAAAAAGAGCUCAAAGUCAAUAUAACUGACGAGGCAAUAGAACAGAUUACACCGCCCAGCGAAAAAGAUGACCACACCGAAAAACUGGUCAUCAUAGAUGAAAAGUCGAUUAUAGAAACCUCUGGCAAAGCGCUAGAACAAGAAACUGGGCAAAAGGCCAGCGAAAAGAUUGGUGUUGUAGAAACAGCAACAACUAAAUCAGAGCCUAAAGAGCAGCAACAUUAUAAACAGCCGGUGGAUGAGGAGUUUGUAUUGAGUGAUGCAGAUGAUAUUUCCGAAUCAUUAAAAACUGGUUUCUAUUUCUUUUUGAUCUUAAGCUUGGGAGCUAUUGUAUUUAUAAUAUUUAAAAUUUAUAGAUUACGUUUAUCCCGUGCUGAACGUAAAUAUGGUGUUCAGGGUGAUCGCUCCACCCAGGAACUAACACCUCUACCCAUUUCAAUCGAAGAUGGUCAUAGUGACGAUGAAGAUCAAACUCUUUUUGAGGUUCAACGUCAAAAUAUAAGAAUAUUAUGAGCUUUUUAAGCUGUUUAUUUCAUAUACAAAAUGUUUUUUUUAUUGAAAUUUUGUAAAUCCCUAAAACAAAUAUCCAAUAUUUUUGUAAAUGUUGCCUUAAAAAAUAUCAUGUGGUCUCUCUAUAGAGCUUCAAAAAAAAGGAAGCUACAAAUCACUUAUAUACUUUUUUGUAGUUAAGAUUUAAGUUUGAAAAAUAUCCUAUAUACAUUUCUUUUGUUUACAUCCUAACAAUUAUUAAAAAAAAAUAGAAAGUUAUGGCGUUUUUCGUUUUAUUUUUAUGCUUGCCAAAUAUAAAACCCGUAAUUGUUGUUAUUGAACUAACUAAUAAAUGUUUGUGAUACUAAUUAAA